Apis dorsata (giant honeybee) is the source of this 1706-nucleotide messenger RNA. It is a transcript of the gene Cdk5alpha, whose product is annotated as cyclin-dependent kinase 5 activator 1. The transcript is spliced from 4 exons. Gene Ontology annotation, molecular function: cyclin-dependent protein serine/threonine kinase activator activity; protein kinase binding. Gene Ontology annotation, biological process: activation of protein kinase activity; positive regulation of cyclin-dependent protein serine/threonine kinase activity. The record is from RefSeq and is a predicted model, not a curated record. Lineage: Eukaryota; Metazoa; Arthropoda; Insecta; Hymenoptera; Apidae. Gene Ontology annotation, cellular component: cytoplasm; protein kinase 5 complex. Bases 303 to 1388 code for a protein of 361 amino acids.
GUCAGAACCCAGGUCACCAGGCUCAGAAUCCUGGCCAUCAGGGUCAAAACCCGGCCAACCCGAGUCAGAACCCAGGUCAUCAGUCGGCGAAUCCGGGUCAUCAGACUCAAAACCCUGGACACCAGCCCCAAAACGUGAGACAACAGAGUCAAAAUCCCGGUCAUCAGGCGACGCAGACGCAACAACAGCCGCAGCCACCGUCUCAACCGCAACCGCAACCACCGCCACCACCACCACCACAACAACAACAACAACAACAACAACAACAACAACAACAACAAGUAGAGAACCGAACCAGCAACAUGGGUACCGUGUUGUCGUUCAGCCCGCGUGACAGACGCGGUUCCGUGUAUCCACCACCGGGUCAUCAGCAUCCCGCUGAUUUCACGUUGAACAAUUUCAAUUACGAGCAGUUGAACAACGCGAAGAACCGAGAGAACAAGAGCGGCGUUGCUACGGUGGCGCCGGCGCCGCCUACGAAUCAUCCGCCUACGAACAAUAACUCGUUGCAAAACAACAAUAUCAACCUGAACAACAACGACAACGCGAGGAUCAUCUCGGAGAAGAACGCCCUCGAGAAGAACCUGAAGAAACACUCGUUGUUCAUAAACGCGUUAUCGUGGAAACGGUUCAGCACGUCGAACAACAACAAGAAGAAGCUCGACAAUAAGAACAAGAACAUUGGGUUCAGGCAACCGCUCGAUAACAUACCCAUCGUCGAUAAGAAUAAGAAUAUACAGACGCCUCAGCAGACGAAACCGCCGGCGUCGAACAACAAUCACAACACGCACAACCCGACGUGCGAGAAGCUCGUGCAGAAGCCUUUGCCUCCGAAGCCAAGGAAAACCGUGAUCCAGGCAUCGACCUCGGAAUUGCUCAAAUGCCUCGGCGUCUUCCUUCACAGGAAAUGCACCCGUUUAAGAGACUUCCAGGCUGGCGACGCUGUCAUGUGGCUGAGGACUGUCGACAGAAGCCUGCUGCUUCAAGGAUGGCAGGAUGUCGCGUUCAUCAAUCCCGCCAACGUUGUGUUCAUUUAUAUGCUGGUGAGAGAGUUGGUCGACGGAGACGAGGCUUCCGAAAGGGAGCUUCAAGCAACGGUUUUAACGUGCCUCUACUUGAGCUACAGCUACAUGGGGAAUGAGAUCAGCUAUCCCUUGAAACCGUUCCUCAUCGAGGACAGCAAAGACAAGUUCUGGGAUAGGUGCUUGUUGAUUGUCAACCGGUUAAGCUCCGAGAUGCUGCGAAUCAACAGCGAACCCGGAUUCUUCACGGAGGUCUUCACUGAACUGAAGGCCUGCGGUGCUGGGGAUCGAGGCAGUCUGCCUGGUACCGGCCUCGAGCGGAGCCUCGUCGUCUCCGGAGUCGCGGUACCCACCAAGGCGGCUUGACGGAGCUACACACACUUGCUGGUGCGCAUCGACAGGCACGGCUGCGACGUCACGACACUCUGACGACGGCCGUCGCGACGACGAGGAGCUGCCCCCGCAGCUUGACCCCUCCGCAUCGACCUCGACCUCGACGUUGCAUCGACAACCACAUCAGCAGCAACAUCACCAUCAUCAUCAUCAUCAUCAUCAUCAUCGACCUAGCCGCGACGAUGGGGAGGCUGGCGGCCGAUGUCCGUCCUGCGGCCAGAAACGGCGGGAGGAGAUCUUGCUCGCCAUCGAGGAUCUGGACGCGAUCGAGUCGGCGCCCCUCGAGUCCCA